Messenger RNA from Candoia aspera, 846 nucleotides. RefSeq names its product apolipoprotein L3-like. Gene Ontology annotation, molecular function: lipid binding. Gene Ontology annotation, biological process: lipoprotein metabolic process; lipid transport. Gene Ontology annotation, cellular component: extracellular region; membrane. The transcript has a single exon. The record is from RefSeq and is a predicted model, not a curated record. Lineage: Eukaryota; Metazoa; Chordata; Lepidosauria; Squamata; Candoiidae.
AUGCCUUGGGAAGAAACAGCCAGGAAAUGCUUUGUAAAAGAAUUUCCUGCCCAGUGCAUCAGUUGCCUGCAGGAAAUGACAGACAACAUUGAUAGGAUCCACAAGGGCUGUACCACUGCCAGCCUUGUUUCUAAUUCUACAAGUGCCAUUUCUGGCAUCUUGACCAUCCUGGGAUUGACCUUGGCUCCUAUCACAGCAGGUGGGAGCUUAAUCCUAAUAGCCACUGGGGUUGCCUUGUGGGCAGGAGCCACAGUGCUAGGCCUUUCUGCAGUUUUAUAUGAGAAUAUUAUCAAUUCAAAAGAAAGGAAGAAAGCUCAAAGGCUGAUGAAUGAAUGUGAGAAAAGCCUAAGAAAGUCAGUGCUUCUUAAUACAAUAGGCUUCAGCACUGAACUGACCUCAAAUAAUGGAGUGAUGGGGGAGAAUGCCAAACACCUUGUCUCUAAUAUUUCUGGCCACAUUCAUGACAUGUACAUGACUGCAAAGAAGAUUAAAACAAAUGUAAAGGCAUGGAAGACUGUUCAAGCACACUCAAAGGCUUUAGCAAAGCAAGCAGCUGAUGCAGGAAGCAGCUCCUGAGGUACAUUUAGGAAUUUAUAUCAAAAGAUAUUAAAAAAAGCUUUCCGAGGAUCUACCCUUGCAAUGACCAAAGGAGCCAGGAUGCUAAAUGCUGUAUCCGCUGGGGUGUUUCUCCUGAUUGAUGCCCAUGGCCUUGUCCAAGAUGCGAAGCAUUUGAUAAAGGGAGCCAAAGCAGAACUGGCUGCAGAGAUAAGAAAAAAGGCAAGCAAACUUGAAGAGGAACUGGAGAAUCUUAGCAAACUCUACAAUGACCUGAAAGACUUGAUGUAA